Molecule: messenger RNA, 1741 nt
Organism: Nymphaea colorata (pocket water lily)
Lineage: Eukaryota; Viridiplantae; Streptophyta; Magnoliopsida; Nymphaeales; Nymphaeaceae
Exons: 7
Coding region: 152-1513 (453 amino acids)
Source: RefSeq, a predicted model, not a curated record
ACGACCCAUUUACUGUGGUCGGCAGUUUGUAAUUCCCACAGAAACAACGACAUUACAAAAAAUGGCCAUCGCCCCGCCACUCAAGAUGCUUGCGCAUCAUCUUCAAGACAAAAGCUCCAUCCACUUCCUCCUCUGCUUCAGAAAUUGAACCAUGGCUUCUUCUUCCUCAUACCUUCCCCUCUCCUUCUCUUCCUCCAUUGCCAUCUUCCGAGCAAGCCCUAAUAUUCGCUCUCCUCCCGGAACUCCUAACUUGCGAUUCUGGAAAAGGGGGAGGAGCGCGAAGGCCACAAUCACAGAGCCGAAAGUAUCGGCACCCUCGAAGGGGCCGCCGAGGCUGGUGACGUUCUUGGGAAAAGGAGGCUCCGGCAAAACCACCGCGGCAGUUCUUGCUGCUCAGUAUUAUGCCAAAAUGGGGCUGCAAACCUGUUUGGUGAUACAAUCUCUGGAUCUUAUGUCUGAGGUCUUAUUGGACUGUAAAAUUGGAUCUUCACCUAUUCCCUGUGGUGACAAUCUAUCUGCAGUUCGCCUGGAAACAACCAAGAUGCUUCUUGGACCACUCUCUCAAAUGAAAAAAGCAGAUGCUCGUCUUAAUUUGACUCAAGGAGUGCUUGAUGGGGUUGUGGGUGAGGAGCUUGGCAUUCUCCCUGGGAUGGAUUCUGUUCUUUCACUUGAGGCAUUGGAAGGAUUGACCGGUUUACUUGGGCUAAACAUGAGUGCGUCAAAGAAGACGAUCGAGUUUGAUGUGAUUGUAUAUGAUGGUAUAAGCAGUGAGGAGUCCUUACGCAUGGUUGGUGCUUCUGAAAGAGCAAGAUGGUAUUUAAAGUAUAUCCGAAGUUUAGCUGAAAAGACUGACAGUGGGAGACUUGUUGCACCUUCAUUGAUCAAGUUAGUGAACGAAUCAGUCAACCUGAAUGGUGCUUCUGGCCUUGAUGUAGCGAGCUCAGAGAUGUGGAAUGCUGCAGAUCGAGCCUUGAAGAAAGCAUCCUCUGCCUUUUUGGACCCAUCAAGGUUUUCUUGUUACCUUACCAUGGAUACCAGUAAUUCAGUGUCUGUUAUUUCUGCAUUGCGCUAUUGGGGCUGCACAAUCCAAGCUGGAGGACAAGUAUAUGGUGCUUUUGGUUUUAGUGCAGAAUCUUCUACGACAUCCUGCAGUCUUGCAAAAGAAAAGCUUGCUCCAUUACCUUUUGAAAACUUGCCAUAUGUUUCAACAAACUAUCCUGUUAACUGGGAGAUGGCUUUGAAUGGUUUAAGUAAUGGUGCACAGCAGCUCCUCCUUGGAGCAAACCGAGAUUUUCAGUCAAAUGUCCUGUUUGACCAAGGCGAAAAGACUGUUACACUUUUCAUGCCCGGCUUUGAUAAAUCAGAAAUCAAGUUAUACCAGUAUAGAGGAGGUUCAGAGCUAUUGGUUGAAGCAGGAGAUCAAAGGCGUGUCAUACAUUUGCCCAGUGGCAUCCAAGGGAAAGUGAGGGGCGCUAAAUUUCUUGAUAGAAAUCUAGUAAUUAGAUUGGGUUAGAAAUCAUUUUUCUUCUUGGAUAAUCUAGCAUCUCAGCAAUUGGUGCGAUCAAUUUUUCUCUUCCAUUCUUGUCAUUGAUUGUGUUGUAUCCAUUUUUUUGUUGUUGUUAUUGGUUUUUAGUCAUUCAAUUUAAUGUUUCUUAUAUCAAAUGCGUUCUUUCAUGACUAUGUAUUUAUUAAAACAAUAAUGGGCAGGAGUGGGGCUUCAUAUAGAAAUUGACGGAUUAAA